AUGUUGCUCCUUGUUACUUCUGUUGUGCUGGUACGAUUGAUCGAGAUUUUCCCAGCUGAUGUUUCAUUUGGGAAAUGGAAAAUUGUGUUCCUGGAGUUAGUGUUUAUGGUGGCCGGUUUUGGUGGCCCUGAGAAGAAGUAUUCUUUAGUUUAUGCAGGGAGUGAAGAGGGUGAUGCCUAUUCAGCUUCUUUGUGUUUUAGAAGGUCUCUGAUCCUAACUAUGUUGAGGGGAACGUGUUUGUGUGAUAGAGGGAUAAAUUCGAGAGCUGCUAAAGGUGAGGUUGUGAAGAAAGCGGGUUGGCAUUGGAUGAUUUUAGCUAGGGGUUUUGAUGGGAAGGAUUAUUGCCGAUUGUCACUUUUACCGGCUACUUCGGGUCGGUGCUUCAGGUGGUGA
This is a messenger RNA of Pistacia vera, 393 nucleotides long. RefSeq names its product subtilisin-like protease SBT1.5. The transcript has a single exon. The record is from RefSeq and is a predicted model, not a curated record. Bases 1 to 393 code for a protein of 130 amino acids. Lineage: Eukaryota; Viridiplantae; Streptophyta; Magnoliopsida; Sapindales; Anacardiaceae.